CUCGAUGCAGCUGGACAGAGAAAGGAGUUUCUCCCAAGCGCCUCUGCUUCCUCUUUUCGGCUGUAUAAAGCCUCAGAGUCUCCAACACAACCUGGACAGAAGACAGAAGCUGCCUGCCUCUUGCUCCACAGGGGGGUCUCCUUGGCAGGACGAUGGACUUUCAAUAUGACUACACCGCGGAGGACCUGGGUGCUGAUGCCAACUUCACUGCCCCGGACUUUGAGGAGAUGCACCAGUUGAGCCUUGUCAUCUGGGUGGCCAUGGUCAUCUACUCCCUGGUGUUCCUGGUGGGCGUUCUGGGCAACGGCGCCGUCAUCUGGGUGAUGAGCUUCAAGAUGCGGCACACAGUCAACGCUGUCUGGUUCCUCAACCUCUCCGUGGCCGACCUCCUCUGCUGCCUGGCCUUGCCCAUCCUAGUGGCGCAACUGGCUUCUGACCACCACUGGCACUUGGGGGACUUUGGCUGCAAGCUCUUCCCUUCCCUCAUCACCCUGAACAUGUUCGCCAGCGUCCUGCUGCUGACAGCCAUCAGCAUGGACCGCUGCGCCCUGGUGAUCAGGCCAGUGUGGUGCCAGAACCACCGCUCAGCGCCCCUGGCCUGGCUGCUGUGCUGUGUGGCUUGGGCCUCUGCCCUGGUCCUCACCCUGCCCUCCUUCCUCACCAGAACCGCCGAGCUGGACGUCUCUUCCCAGAAGACCACCUGCAACGUCAAGUACUCCGUCUGGGGGGGGGACAGCGAGGCAGCAGAGGUCGCGGUGGCCGUGGUGCGCUUCCUCUGUGGCUUCCUGAUCCCCUUGGGGGUCAUCAGUGCCUGUUACGGGCUGCUGAUCUGGCGGGUGAGUGGCAGACGCUCCAUGCGCUCCAAGAAGACCCUGAAGGUGGUGCUGGUGGUGGUGGUGGGCUUCUUCCUCUGCUGGGCCCCCUACCAUGUGGCUGGGCUGAUUCUCUCGGGCAACAGAGAAAGUGCCCUCUAUGAGCCGACGAGGAAAGCCGACCCUCUCUUCGUGGCCCUGGCCUACAUCAACAGCUGCAUCAACCCCAUCAUCUACGUCAUUGUGGGCCGGGACUUCAAGGCCAAGAUGCGCCAGUCGCUGAAGGCGGUGCUGCAGAACCUCUUGAGUGAGGAGGCCAGGCUUGCCAGUUCCAUGGCCGAGGGCCACGUCCAGACCACGUACACCACCACUGAGGACCGGAGCACCAGCAUGAAUGUGUGAGGGGUGCCCAGAGGGAGCCGGGUUGUCUUGGCUUCCCAGCGGGGGUGGUGGGGGGCAAAGGAAGCCAGGGCUAGCUUCGCACGUUGGGCCGGCCAUGGCUCUGCUUGUCACUGUGCUCUUUGCAGGCGCCUUGUGUUGCUGCUGCCCUUGCUCAGGGGGGGGGCAACCUCCCCAAGCUGGCCCCACAGGCCCAGUCAACCCUCCCCACCCCGCCAUCCCUCAGCUCAGCCUGGCGAUUCAGUGGCCACCCCAGGCAUCUGUUCCCAGACACAGCUGGGCAGGAAAGCCUCUCGGAGCAGCUCCCGUUUGGGUCUGGGCUCUGGGGCAGGGUGGAAGAAGGGGGCAGCUGGAGCUUCAAGUGGCCAGUCAGGCUGCAGCCAGGCCCCCAUGGGCCGCCCUUGGAAGCACCGUCUGUGGGCAGGGGGUGGGGGUGGGCGAGGGGGCGGAGUGACCAAGCUUCUCCGGGCAGCCUCCCAGUUUAUAUCUCAAUUGCCCCAGGAAGAAGCAAAAGCGUGCAAAUCCCCUUCUCAGUCCCUCCAACGGGGCGGGGGGGGGCACACCCUGGUGCUGGAGAAAAGACAUGGGACACCCUGUCUGGCAUAUUGCCUUCCCCAGAACUUUAGUACACAACACCCUGUGGUGGGGCAGCCCCACUCAGCUGCCAGGUCACCCACUUCCUCUUUGGGGCUGAGGAGAGGCCAUGUGGCAGUGGGGGUGGGGGGCUGGAAAAGACUCCCCUUGGGCCAGGAACUCCCAGGAAAGAGAUCCUGGGCACAGAAAGGAAAAUGGCGAGAUUUUGUGGCAACGACUGAGGUGAUCCAAGUCAACAUCCAGUCAUGGGUGAGCAGAAUCUGGCCCCUUUCCAUUCCACUCUUGGUUGAACAAAGGCCUCCAUCGCACCUUCACUCCUAGAGUGCAUGGAGGUUGCAUCAGAAACAGCAAUCUAUUCCAAAGCAAUUGAGCUUUCUUGGUGACUUUUUUCCGUGCUUCUGCUGUUCAGAUUAUGAUUACUGUUAAUAAAUAAGGGAUAACUCCUA
This is a messenger RNA of Hemicordylus capensis (graceful crag lizard), 2251 nucleotides long. It is a transcript of the gene C5AR1, whose product is annotated as complement C5a receptor 1. Lineage: Eukaryota; Metazoa; Chordata; Lepidosauria; Squamata; Cordylidae. The transcript has 2 exons. Gene Ontology annotation, cellular component: plasma membrane. Gene Ontology annotation, biological process: chemotaxis; inflammatory response; complement receptor mediated signaling pathway. Gene Ontology annotation, molecular function: G protein-coupled receptor activity; complement component C5a receptor activity. The record is from RefSeq and is a predicted model, not a curated record. The coding region runs from base 153 to 1214 and encodes 353 amino acids.